CGUUUGCUGAGAUGUGGAAUUUGCAAGUUACAUUCAGCCUCAAUCAUUUCGAGCUUCGAAGUCUCCUUAUUUUCUUACCAUCGAGCUACAAAGAUCGCUACAGCUCGGAUAAAAACCCUACAAUUACAGAUUACAACACAAAGUUCACAGCAAGAAACAAUGGCGUCCUCUAAAGUUGUCUCGAGGUUAUCCUCUCGGUUAAAGCUGGUCGCUUUCAAAAUCAGGAACAAGUCGCUUUCUCCGCAACCGUUUUCGCUCAAUUCGAGUUGCUCUACCUCUCAGCCUUCGCUUUCUACAAGACGCCUCUCAAGAUUACCUCUCGAAUUGAGUUGUGUGGGAUCAAUGAUGCCAUUGCACAGCGCGCUAGCUUCGGCCAGAUUAGUAUCGAGCUUGUCCAGUGAAUCUGAUAGCUGGGCUUUAGUGCCUCAAGGUGUCUCAAUGCCUUUAUGACAGUCUCUUGCACAGCAAUUGUUGGUGAGGAAAGCCAAAAAUGGAUGUUGGAGUUCUUGUUUCGGUUUUUUUAUGAUUUUACAACCUAAAGUUUGGAAAAGAUCAGUGACUAAAAAAUGACACCAGUUAGGACCAGAUUUAUUCUGUUCAUGAUCUUCAAUUAUCAUUUUCCUGGUUCACCAACUCUUUUGUAAUGACUAUAUCCAGGAGGCUGGUUAGAAAUUUUUGUUCAAUCACGAUGCAUUAUUAUGCAUUCACUUUUAUGAUAGUUGCAGGUGACACUAGUAUUAAACAAUCUCUCUUACUGCUCUUGUACUCACUCUUGGAGGUAUGCAGUUACACACUUUGUAAUAAUUUGUUUUCAGCUCAUCACUUGCGAUCAUUCAGGUAUUUCA
This is a messenger RNA of Jatropha curcas, 845 nucleotides long. RefSeq lists its product as uncharacterized. The record is from RefSeq and is a predicted model, not a curated record. Lineage: Eukaryota; Viridiplantae; Streptophyta; Magnoliopsida; Malpighiales; Euphorbiaceae.